AUGACGAAACCCAACCGCCACGAGCUCGACAACCUGCCAGUUCCUGCUGAGCAACCUUACACUGGCGGCGCCGCAGUCUCCUCUGCUACUGCUACUGCUGCUGCUGCUCAUGCGCCUGGACCCCAAAAGUCCCCUCUUCUUCACUACCACGUUCCCUGCGCCGCCAACGUUAUUACCCCGCCGGCCAGUCCCCCCGUGCCGCCAAGUUCGCUCCAAGAGGACGAUUCCCACUCCAACUUUUCCGCGACCGCCGUGACUGGCACAGCUGCAGCAACCCGCCCCUCCAGUGACGACACAUGCUCGCUGGCGCAGUCGCAAACCAGCACCGCGUACAGUUCGCGCAGGGAAUACAUGGACAGCCUGGUGCCGCCGUCGCACGACGAGUUUGAAAAGAUUGCUGAAGUGCAGCGCGCCCGCGAAGAGGAAUUCAAGAAGAACAAGUCCAAACUGCGUUCCAUGCAGACCCAACACCUCCACGACCACUUCCACACUCCCCGGCACUCCCAGGACGGCCAUAAAGACGCCGCCGCCGCCGCCGCCGCCGCCGCCGCCGCCGUCGGGGACGAGGCACAAUCCCAACCACAGUCGCAGUCACAGCCGGGGGCUGGAGGGCGCGAGAGGAGUGACAGCGACGCCAUUAGUAGGGCUGCGGCGCUGAUCCAACGGAACUACCGCGGGUACCGCGUGCGGCGAGAGAUGCAGGGCCUGAGCCUCGACCCCUCGACGAGAUGGGUAUCGGCCAUCGACGAGCUGCAGUUCCGCGAGCUCAACCGCCCGCGCGCAAAGAGCUCCGCCAGCGCGGCAGGGUUGGCCGCCGGCAACAGCGACCAGCACAGCGUGCUCUCGAGGGACUCGGAGGGGGGCAUGAGCCGCCCGGCGACGGCGCGGGAGAACUGGAAGAAGGCGGCGACCAUCGCGCGGCGCGCGGGCCACGACGACCUCGAGUCCGACUCGGACUCGUCCGCAUCGUCGUCGGACCCCGAGGAGACGCCCGAGCACCGGGAUGAGAAGAGGAGGCGCCGCGACGAGGCCGUCGCGCGGCGGAAGAAGGACUCCAAGAUGAUGGGGCUGCAGUACUUCCUCGAGAUGGUCGACCUCAAGCACCGGUACGGCAGCAACCUGCGCGUGUACCACGAGGAGUGGAAGAAGACGGACACGAACGAGAACUUCUUCUACUGGCUCGACCACGGCGGCGGACGCAACGUCGAGAUGGAGGCGUGCCCGCGCGACCGCCUUGAGAGGGAGCAGGUGCGGUACCUGUCGCGCGAGGAGAGACAGUACUACCUGGUACAGGUGGACGACGAGGGGCGGCUGUGCUGGGCCAAGAACGGCGCGCGCAUCGACACGACCGAGGCGUACAAGGACAGCAUCCACGGCAUUGUGCCCGCCGACGACCCGACGCCCGCCUGGUCGCAGAACAAGCUGCCACCGCCUCCCGACUCGGGCAACCACAACGACGACGGCAACGACGAUGAAGACGACGACAGCCGGUCCGAGUCCUCGGUGGAGUCGGCGCUGGAGGCGGACCGCGCGGCCAAGUACGCGACGCCGGAGCUCGACGGCGCGACGGGGGUGCGCAAGGUGUCGCACAUCUCGGCGGCGACCGUCUUCAACAAGCUGCUGCGCAAGUCGGUCAAGAAGAACACGUGGAUCUUCGUGGCGGACACUAGCUUCCGGCUGUACGUGGGGAUCAAGUCGUCGGGGGCGUUCCAGCACUCGAGCUUCCUGCAGGGCAGCCGCAUCUCGUCGGCCGGGCUCAUCAAGAUCAAGGACGGGCGGCUGUCGAGCCUGUCGCCGCUGAGCGGGCACUACCGGCCGCCGGCGUCCAACUUCCGCGCCUUCGUGCGGAACCUCAAGGACGCCGGCGUCGACACGUCGCACGUGAGCAUCUCCAAGUCGUACGCCGUGCUGGUCGGGCUCGAGGUGUACGUCAAGACGCGCCAGAAGGGCAAGCGGACGCUGGAGAGGGCCACACGCAAGAAGGACAAGAUCGUGUCGCCCGAGGCGGCCCGCCGCCGCGAGGAGGCCGAGCGGGACAAGUCCGAGAGCGCGGCGCGGGAGCGCGAGGUGCUCGAGAGGGAGGCCGAGGAGCGCGAGGAGAUCGAGCGGCGGCCCGGCUCAUGCGGAAACUGA
Molecule: messenger RNA, 2133 nt
Organism: Colletotrichum graminicola M1.001
Lineage: Eukaryota; Fungi; Ascomycota; Sordariomycetes; Glomerellales; Glomerellaceae
Product: IQ calmodulin-binding domain-containing protein
Exons: 1
Coding region: 1-2133 (710 amino acids)
Molecular function (GO): protein binding
Source: RefSeq, a predicted model, not a curated record